AUGUUAUCUUUAUUAUUAUAAAAUAAAAGUUUUUUAUGCUGUUCUUUCUGUACAGUGACAUUCUGUGAAAAUGAUAUCAAUUCUUCUUUCAAGACUUGUUCUUCUUGUCUUUGGAACAUUAUAUCCUGCUUAUGCAUCAUACAAAACUGUAAAGACAAAAAAUGUUAAAGAUUAUGUUAAAUGGAUGAUGUACUGGGUAGUGUUUGCUAUGUAUAAAUUUAUAGAAAUAUUUGCUGAUAUUUUUAUUGCUUUCUGGUUUCCAUUCUAUUACGAGUUAAAAAUAAUGUUCGUUCUUUGGCUUAUAUGUCCUGCAACAAGAGGAUCUUCGUAUAUUUUCCGAAAGUUGAUUAAUCCACAUUUGAGUAAACAUGAGAAGGUUAUUGAUUCCUAUUUAAAUUCUCUAUGGGAUCAUGGGUAUGAUUUCAUAAGGAAAUUAGGAGCUCAAGGAAUGGAUUAUUUCAUUGAACUCUUAUCAGAAUUUUUACGUAAGGGACAUAUUACUGCAUUAAAUCUUUUGCCAAAGGUGACAGAACCAGUUGAAGAACAUAAUAAGGAAACAGUACAAACUGAAAAAACUAUAGAAGAGAAGACUGCGGGUGCAGAUAUUUUUCAUGAUGAAGAAUUUGAUAUAUUAACAUUAGAGAAUUCCGAGCUAUGUGAAGACAUGUCUUCUAAUUUAUCUGUGAAGGACUCAGAAGAUUCCGAGUCUGAAUCUGAAGAAUUUAAAUCUGUGAAAAGCCGGCCACUGAAACUACGCACAAGAAGUCAAGUAAAGGCUUCAACUGCAAGAGGAAGAGGAAGAGGAAGAUCAAAAUGAAAAAUACACCACUUUUAAAUUUCUGCUUUAGGACUGUUUCUUUUUUAUAUUGAAGUAUAUUUUUUAAAAAUGAAUUUCUAUGUCAUGUCUGUUAUAUGAACUAAUUCUCAUAGCUAAGAACAGUUUCUUGAAACAGUAAAUAUUUAUGUGUUGACUAGAUUUAAAUUUUAUUGCCUUUAGUUAUCAAGUUUUUAAGUUCUUUUGAUUGAAUAUUUCCUUUGUUAUGUUAUAAGAUUCAAGAAAUUUAUGUUUGUUUCUAGUUUUAAUUCCUAAAAAGCAAGCUAGUUAUUUUCAAAUAACAACUUCAGCUGUUUUUGCAUUCGAAACCCCCUAUAAUAUAUUGGGAAGGAACAUUUGAAAAAAUUACUAUAUUCUACUUGUUUUCAAAUGACAAAAGCUAUUUUGAUACUUAUUAUGCUUUUGCUAUAGCAUGUCUUCGAUUGUUCUAUAAUUUUCUGUUUCGCAGUGUAAUGUUGUCUAUUUUUGUAUAUUGCAUUUCACUUUGCUAUUUUGAACCUUCUUUGUGUAGUUAGCAACAUAUAUAUUUAGCUAAUAUUCAUGCUCUUUAAGAAUACUCAUCUUUCACUCAUCCCCUUAUAUUUUCUAGAU
This is a messenger RNA of Uloborus diversus, 1426 nucleotides long. RefSeq names its product receptor expression-enhancing protein 1-like. The transcript has 9 exons. Gene Ontology annotation, biological process: endoplasmic reticulum tubular network organization. Bases 71 to 817 code for a protein of 248 amino acids. Gene Ontology annotation, molecular function: microtubule binding. Lineage: Eukaryota; Metazoa; Arthropoda; Arachnida; Araneae; Uloboridae. Gene Ontology annotation, cellular component: endoplasmic reticulum membrane; endoplasmic reticulum tubular network; cytoplasmic microtubule. The record is from RefSeq and is a predicted model, not a curated record.